AUGGUGUGGCGAUCUCUGGGUCAAUCCACUCGCUCCAUCUACCUGGGCCUGGCUUUCAUGUCCCUCAUUCUCCAUCUUCUCUUGGCAUUUUUCUGCUUCUCCGUCCUCCAGUUUGCCUGUGUACCUCCCACCCCCUCCUCUUCAGCCCCUUCCUUUGUUUCAAGAAGACACGCAGGCUCACACUCCUCCUCUUCUUCUGCUGCCUCCUCCUCAAACAAACCACUGAGCAGCUCCCAGAAUAGAGGAAGUCACAACUUGAGUGAGUUUGACCAUAAAGGGAAGGGCUCGUUCCGUGAGUCCGCUGAGAAGGCAAAGAAACUGAUGGGAGCUGAAAUAGGCGUUCAAAAGAAGAGGGGUCCGUCUAAACUGGAAGAGCUGUUUAAACAUCCUCUGUACAACCUGCCACGCCCAGAGCUGCAGGAAGAUGAUUGGCUGCUGAGGCUGAAGACAGAAGAGGAAGCAAAAGGCACAGAAACAGAAGAAGAGAACCCUGUCACUGAUGAUAGCGAGUGGCACAGUGCCAGUGAAGAGAAAGGCUAUGAUAAAGUAUCUUGGACUAUAGAAAAGGAAACCCACCCUCCCUGGCUGCAGUUUCACCUGGGCAUCUCUCGCUGGGAGCUGUAUGACAGGAAAGACCCCGUCCUGGACCAGAUGACUCAUUAUUUGGCAACACACCGAAUCCUUGGAGCUGUUCAGAAAAAGGGAGGCACCCAACUGAAACUGCUCCUGUCGUUCCCAAAUUAUGGACAAGCUUUGCUCAAACCCAUGAGACAAUCCAGAGAUGCUGAGACAGACGUGAACCUUUUUUACUUCUCGGACUUUGAGAGGCACAAUGCAGAGAUCGCUGCCUUCCACCUUGACAGAUUACUGGGCUUCAACCGGAUCCCUCCGGUGGUUGGUCGACUUAUCAAUGUCACCACAGAGAUCAGAGAUACUACCACUGACAAAAAGCUCUCUAGAACCUUCUUUACUUCCCCUGCUGGAAAUGUGUGUUUCUAUGGCCAGUGUGAAUACUACUGUUCAACAGAGAACCCAGUCUGCGGUCGGCCACAUGCGCUGGAGGUUUCCCUGGCUACUAUGUUGCCUGACCUCACGCUAGCUCCCCGCAGGUCCUGGAGGUCGCCGUGGAGACGCUCUUACAGUCGAACAAAGAAGGCACAGUGGGAAAAGGACCCAGCCUACUGCAACACGGUGAAACAGACGCCUCCUUACAACACCGCCACCAGGCUGGUGGAUCUCAUAGACAUGGCGGUUCUGGACUUCCUCAUGAGCAACAUGGACCGUCAUCAUUAUGAGACUUUUGAGAAAUUUGGAAAUGAGACUUUUCUACUUCAUUUAGACAAUGGACGAGCGUUUGGUCGUCACUCUCAGGAUGAGCCGUCCAUUCUGGCACCUCUGACGCAGUGCUGCAGGUAA
Nematolebias whitei (Rio pearlfish) is the source of this 1416-nucleotide messenger RNA. Its product is annotated as extracellular serine/threonine protein kinase FAM20C-like. Bases 1 to 1416 code for a protein of 471 amino acids. Gene Ontology annotation, cellular component: Golgi apparatus. Gene Ontology annotation, molecular function: phosphotransferase activity, alcohol group as acceptor. Gene Ontology annotation, biological process: protein phosphorylation. NCBI's taxonomy places the organism in Eukaryota, Metazoa, Chordata, Actinopteri, Cyprinodontiformes, Rivulidae. The transcript has 9 exons. The record is from RefSeq and is a predicted model, not a curated record.